AUGGCAGUAGCUGAAUAUGAAGGCCAAGAAUACGAACAAAAUUUAGCAGAUGAAUGGAAAAGAACCAAUAUUGAGGCAGGUCCUGAUUAUUAUUUACCAAAAUCGGUUGAAUAUUUAUUAGGUCCUGGUAUUGUUCAUAUUUGGUGUCAGCAUUUCGAAAUUGCAAAAUUAUCAUUUCAUAUUUUUGAAUACGAAGAGGAUGAUGUUUUACCAGAUCUCUAUCAAAGAUUUAAAGAAAAAAAUAGAGAACAGCUUUCAACAUGUUUAGAAUGUUCAUUAAGAUAUAGAAAACAAAAAUCAAUAUUUUUAAAAGCAUUUAAAGAGAAAUUUCAACAUAAUAAUUAUAUAGAGAUAGUUUCAUCAAUUGAAAAAGUAGAGAAAACAAGAGUUAGAGAACAUUUAAAUAAAUAUAAAGAUGAUUGUAAUGUUUUGAUUAUAUUAAUUCAUGAGGUUGUCAAUAAUGUGGAAUUAUUAGAGGAUCAAGAAUUAAAGAAACGUUUUUUAUAUACAAUCGAUGGUUUUGUUAGAGAGUAUUCAAUUUCAUUUGGUGAUCCAAAUAAAAAAGUACCAGGAAUUUAUAUGAUGUUAAUGGCAAGUAAUAAAUUCAAAGAAUUAAAAGAAUGGGCAUCAUCCUAUUUACAAACCAUCACAAAAAUAUCAAUGGAUGAAAUUCAAUCAGUUUAUCCUGUCAUUGAAAGAUUAAUUACCGAUUUACAAUUUAAUCAAGAUAAUAAACUUAAUCCAGAUUCAAUAUUCUCUGAAGAAAUUAAUGAUAUUUGGGAUGGUGUACCAUUGUUUCUUAGUCAUUUUGAUGAUAUGGCACUUUUAAAUUCAUUUCCAUUACAAAAUUUAUUACCACUUUUUAUUGUGAAAUUAUCAAGUUCAACAAUUUUAAGACCAUCAAUUAUUCAAACUUUUUUAAUUGUAUUUAGGUUACUAAAAACAAAUGUUUGGAGAGAAAUACCAAAUUGUGGUCCAAGAAACUUUGCAGAGAUUUUAUUUUCAAGUUUUUUAUUAUCAAGAAAUGAACAAACUCAAUUAUUAAUACUUCAAUUAUUUUCAGUAUUUAUGAAAGAUUGUUGUCCUCAAAGUUUAUUAGCUGAAAUUAGUAGUUAUAUUUCUGAAUUAUUUUUAAGGAAAGCAUUUACUCAAGAUGGAGCAUAUUCAAUUAAAUCUGGUUCAUUAUUAUUAAUAGUUGAUAUUUUAUUAAAUUGUUUUUCAACUGAUAAUGCUGAAGCAUGGGGAAAAAGAAUUGUUUAUUUUUCAAUAAAUCAAACUCAUCAAAAUGUAGUUCCAAAUUAUACAGAUAUGCCAAGAGCAAUUAAAUUAAUGGAACAUUCAUUAUUAUACAGUGCAAUUGAAUUGAGGAAGAGAUUACAAUUUUUAUUAAAUAGUGAAUUAAAGGAGGAUAUUGAUAGAGAGUUAUCAAAUCCAUGUGAUUUUUGGUUUAAAUCAAUUUGGAGAUUAUUAUUAGCUUCAAGUCCUAAACAAAUUCCCUAUACGACUCAUUUGGUUCUAUUUAAAAUUCAUAGGAUCUUAGGAUUAAUCAAUCCAGUACCGACAAAUCCAGAAUAUGCUAAAUCACCAGUUUAUGAAUGUCUUGCAGAAUAUCAUGAAUUAAUGGGAAAGUAUUUACAAACAUUUUCAGAUUUUCCACCAUUUGCAUUACAAGUUAAACCUGGUGAUUCUUCUGUAGUUUUGGAUGUUUUAGAUAAUGAACAAUUUCAUAAAACUAUUUUUUCUUUAUUAGUUUCACCAAAUCAAAAAAUUUCAACUUCAUCCAAAAAAAUGUUACAAAAAAAAUAUCCAAAAGAAAAUACAAUAACACAAGCAUUUAAACAAUCAAUUAUUGAAUUUCCAGAACAAACAUCAAGAGGUGUAUUAGGUGUAUUUAGAGAUUUCUUUUUUCAUUUAGGAUUUAUCAAUUGUUUAGAUUCAAUUAAUAUGAUAUUCUAUUAUAGUGAUCAUCUUAUAUUCAUAUUGAAAAAGACAUUACAAGUUCAUGGUAGAUUAUUGAUUGGACCAUGUGUUGAUGUAAUGUGGUCAACAUUUCAAUAUGGUUUAUCAUUGGAUAAAGAGUUUAUGGGUGUGGGUUCAACUAAACCCUAUGAAAAGGUUAAAUAUAUGUUUGAAUGGUUUAAAGAUUCAUUCAGUUCCAUAGGUCAGAAUGGAUAUUGUUCAAUAAAAGAUCUUCCUUCACCAUCGUUUUUAAAUGCAUGUCAUGAUCACAAUAUUUUAUUAUUCGAUUCCAUUGAACAAUAUCCAUCAUAUGUUAGAGCUUCAAUGAACUCUAAUGAACUAUAUCCUGCACCAUCCAAUUAUUCAACCACAUUUUAUAGAAUUGGUAUAUUAAAUAAUAAAACAAGUAAAUUCUCUCAAGAUUUUGACUUUUUAUUUGAAAAUGUUGAUUAUAUUUAUAAACGUCAAGAACAACAACCAAUCAAAGAAUCACAAUCAUUAAUAUUUUUAGAAGCAUUCUCAAAGAGUUCAACCUCAAAUUCUGCUAUCAAUCCUAUCGUAAUAGAUCAACAAGAACCUGAUCGUAUAUUUAGUAUCAUUUCAAAUCAUUCAAAUUGGAUUGAACCAUUCUUAAAUUGGAAUGCUUUAACAUCAACUGAAUGGUUUGAAUCAUUAAUUGUUAUUAUUAAAUCAUUGGUUAAAAGUAAAUAUAAAUUUGAAAAAUCAUUAAAUAAUUUUAUAGGUAGAAUUAAAGAAAUGCAACUUAGUCCAAUUCAAAUUACAAAGAUUCAAUCAGCAUUGGUUCCACCAAAACAAGUCAUUCCACAAGAACCAACAUCAAUAUGGGGUUCUCAACCAUUACCUACAUCCAUACAUAGUUCUACUAUUAAAAUUACAGCAGGUGAUAUUGUUGCAUCAUCUUUAUCAGCACCAACUAAUACUCCAUUGGUUGUUACAAAACCAAAACCACCAGCAACUACAACAACAACUACAUCAUCAUCAAUAUCACCUCCAUUAGCAUUCUCAAAUGCAUCUAAUCCAUCCAUUAAUGGUAGUGGUGGUGGUAGGUCAUUUGAUAAAUUUGGUGGUAAUAGUUAUGAGAAACCAUCAUUUGGUAGUAAUGGUAGUGGUAGUGCGUUAAAUAAUACUACUACCAAUAAUAAUAAUAAAUUUAUAAAACCAUCAUAUAACUCAUCAAAUAAUACGUUUGGUACUGGGUUUGGUAAUAUAAAUAGUGGUAAUACAAAUGGUAAACCAUAUUUAAAGAAAGAUUUUGAAGGAUCAUCUUUAAAUGCAAUUGAUGAAUUUGAAAGAAACUCUGUUGCUGUUCCACUUAGAGAUAAAAAGAAAACUAAAAUGUUGGAUAUUGGUGCACCAUUAGCAUUCAAGAAAACAAAAGAUAAAGUACCAGCACAUAUGGAAGAUUUUACAACUAAAAUCGAUUCAUUACAUAAGAUCAUUUUAGAUUGGGUACCAACAAAGUUUGCAGAUGAUCCACCAAUGUCAGAAUUAAAACCAGUACCAGGUACAUUUGAUGAUUUAAAACAUUAUAUCGAUAUUUUCCAACCAUUAUUAAUUGAAGAGUUUAGAGCACAAGUAAUUAGAAAUUUAGAUGAAGGUGUUAAUUUUCAAGAUGUUACAGUGGAUAAUUUCAUACAAGAGAAUGGUUUCAUUGAUGUAGAUUUUGAAUUACCACCAAAAGAAAAUGAUAUUUUAUUGGAUGAUUUCGUUUUAGUGAUUCAACCACCAAGAAAUGGUAGUCCAUUAAAUGAGGCUUAUAGAGAUCCAAAUUUAUUUUCAGCAUUCGGUAAAGUUGAAAGAAAAGAUAGAAUCAUUCCAAAGGGUGGUAAAGGUAAUUUCGAUCAAAAUGGUGGUGGUGGUGGUGGCGGUAGAGGAUUCAUUAUUAAAGUUAGAUUCUAUAAAGCUAGUUCAAGUACAUUUGUUCAACAAAUUUGCAAAAUUGGUAACAUUUGGAAUAUUCAAAAGGUUACAUCACUAUCAACCAUUAGUAGAGAGUAUAUGGCAUUACAUAUGGUUGGUAAAAUUCCAUUGGGUACAUCAAUCAUUUCACCACAUCUUUAUAUAAACUCAAAUGAUAGUAGUAGUUCAACAUUUAAAAUUCCAGAUAAAUUAUUUCAAAAACUUAGAAGUUCAUUGAAUGAAAGUCAGCUAUCAGCAAUUGCAAGUACAUUAAAGAAUCUAGGUGGUUUUUCAUUAUUACAAGGUCCACCAGGUACUGGUAAAACAAAGACGAUUCUAUCAUUGUUAUCAGUUUUUACAACGGUUUUAACCAAUAUUGAAAAGUCACAUUCUGAUCCAAAGAUUUUAGUUUGUGCUCCUUCAAAUGCUGCAGUCGAUGAAAUUGCAUUGAGAAUAAAGAAAGAUGGUUUAAUCGAUAAGAAUGGUAAUAAAUUUAAACCUGUGAUUUGUCGUAUUGGUAAUCAAUCUCAUAUCCAUCCAUCAGUUCAAGAUAUUUCGGUCGAAAGUUUAAUCUUGGGUGAAUAUAAAGAUAAAAACUCUGCCAUUGCAAAUGAAGAUCAAAAGAAAGAGAAUACAAGACUUAAAAUUAUAAAAAUCAAAGAGAAACAAGUUGAAAUCGAUAAACAAAUCAAAGAUUUGGCUGAACGUCUUAAACAACAGGAGGAUAAUAAACUACGUAAUGAAAUUACAAAAUUAAAUUAUACCAGAGAGAAAUAUAAUAAUGAUUUAAAGUUGGCAAAAGAUGAAGAACGUCGUUUCCAUGAACAAUAUUCAAAUACCAAGAGAAAUUUAUAUAUAAACAUCAUUGGUCGUAGUCAAAUCAUUCUAUCAACAUUAUCAGGUAGUGGUUAUGAUUAUUUAUUCACUGCAACUAAAAACUUUGAUUUGGUAAUCGUUGAUGAAGCUGCUCAAGCUGUAGAGCUAUCCACUCUAAUUCCAUUACGUCACGAUGUAAAGAAGUGUAUUUUGGUUGGCGAUCCUCAACAAUUGCCACCUACCACCAUUUCAAAGGUCGCAACUAAAUUCCAAUAUGAAAUCUCCUUAUUUCAACGUUUGAUGAAUUGUGGUAUGGCUCCAACCGUUUUGAAAACUCAAUAUCGUAUGCAUCCAAUGAUCUCAAAAUUCCCUUCAAAAAUCUUUUAUCGAGGAGAAUUAGAGGAUGGUAAGAAUGUUCGAGAGUAUAAACAAGAUUAUUACAAUGAUUCCGCCUCUAGAUUUGGUCCAUUGGUUUUCUAUGAUUUAUUUGAUAAACAUGGCGAGGUUAGAAGUAGUUUCUUUUCCCUUAGAAAUCCUACAGAAGUAAAAUUAGCAAAACUCAUUGUCGAUCAAUUAAUUUCAAACUAUCCCAAUACUAAAGAUCUGGAAAUCGGUGUAAUCACCCCAUAUAAAUCACAAAGUGUUGAUUUAUUCAAUGCUUUCAAAGGUUAUCAAAAUGUUGAAGUUUCAACAAUCGAUGGUUUUCAAGGUAAAGAAAAGGAUUUUGUAAUAUUUUCUUCGGUUCGUGCCCAUUCCGGUCAUUCUAUUGGUUUUCUUUCAGAUAUUCGUCGUAUGAAUGUAGGUUUAACUCGUGCCAAAUAUUCAAUGGUUAUCCUUGGUAAUUCAUCUCUACUUUCAAAUAAUGAUGAUUGGGGAAAUCUAGUAAAUGAUUUAAGGCAAACAAAUAAUUGUUAUUUUCCUAUAUCCUCUAAAUCAAUUGAUAAAGGAGUUUUGGAAAAAUCAAUUAUUCCUUCUUUGAAUUUUGAUGGUAGUAAUAAUUCAAACAAUAAUAUAAAUAAUAAUAUAAAUAAUAAUAACAAUAAUAAUAAUAAUAAUAAUAAUAAUAAUAAUAAUAAUAUUAAUAAUAACAGUAAUAAUAGUAAUAAUAAUUAUAGUAAUAAUUAUAAUAUUAACAUUGAUAGUAACAACAGUAAUAAUAAUAAUGGUGGAAAAAAUGAACAGAAUAGUGGCCGUGAUGCGGAUAGUGGGCGUGACCGUGACAAAAGUGAUCGUGAUCGUGACUAUGACCGCAGUGAUAGUCGUGGUGGGCGUGAUCGCGAUAGAAAUGAUCGUGGCCGUGACAGAAGUGAUCGUGAUCGUGAUAGAAGUGAUCGUGAUCGUGAUAGAAGUGAUCGUGAUCGUGAUAGAAGUGAUCGUGAUAGAAAUGACCGUGACCGUGACAGAAAUGACCGUGACCGUGACCGUGACAAAAGUGAUCGUGACCGUGACAGAAGUGACCGCAACCGAGACCGUGAUCGUGAUUAUGAUGAUAGAGAUAGAAAAAAAAGAAGAUAG
Dictyostelium discoideum AX4 is the source of this 6210-nucleotide messenger RNA. RefSeq lists its product as hypothetical. NCBI's taxonomy places the organism in Eukaryota, Evosea, Eumycetozoa, Dictyosteliales, Dictyosteliaceae. Gene Ontology annotation, molecular function: helicase activity. The coding region runs from base 1 to 6210 and encodes 2069 amino acids. The transcript is spliced from 7 exons. The record is from RefSeq and is a predicted model, not a curated record.